Pleuronectes platessa (European plaice) is the source of this 1376-nucleotide messenger RNA. It is a transcript of the gene nagk, whose product is annotated as N-acetylglucosamine kinase. The record is from RefSeq and is a predicted model, not a curated record. The transcript has 11 exons. Gene Ontology annotation, molecular function: N-acetylglucosamine kinase activity. Lineage: Eukaryota; Metazoa; Chordata; Actinopteri; Pleuronectiformes; Pleuronectidae. The coding region runs from base 33 to 1262 and encodes 409 amino acids.
UCCAGCUGGUAAAGUGCAGGUUCCGGGUGGUCAUGGUGGAACGUGGAGCGGAUCCUCACAGGGUCAAGGUGGUCCACGGAGACCAGUUUGAGCUGUUGAAAAAAGCAGACACUGCUGCCAUCUACUGGUCAAUAAUCUGCACUACAGGUGAGAGUUCAGCUGCUUGCUCUCGCGAUACCUGCUCACUCGAACAGGACAUAAACAGGAACCGGGACAUGGCGUCAGUGUUCGGAGGAGUGGAGGGUGGAGGGACUGCCUCGAAGGCGGUUCUGGUGUCAGGAGAUGGGAGGAUCCUUGCAGAGACAGAGGGGCCGUCCACCAACCACUGGUUGGUGGGGGUGGACAAAUGUAUUGAAGCCAUCAACGACAUGGUGCAGAGAGCCAAGGUGGAGGCCGGACUGGAUCCAAACACGCCACUGGGCUCACUGGGAAUGUCUCUGAGCGGAGGGGAGCAGAAGGACGCCAUCGACAAACUGAUCGCUCUCAUGAAGGAACGUUUCCCCGGUCUCAGCCAGAACUACUUCAUCACCACUGACGCCAUCGGGGCCAUGGCAACCGCUAGCGAUUGUGGAGGUGUCGUGCUGAUAUCAGGCACCGGCUCCAACUGCAAGCUGGUGAAUCCCGAUGGCUCGCAGAUCGGCUGCGGAGGCUGGGGUCACAUGAUGGGAGAUGAAGGAUCGGCGUUCUGGAUCGCUCACUUGGCGGUGAAGACGGUGUUCGAUGCCCGAGACCACCUGGUCGCUCCUCCUCAUGACAUCACCCACGUCAGAAAAGCCAUGGAGGAAUAUUUCCAGGUGACAGAUCUGAUGGACUUGCUGCCGCACCUCUACAGGAACUUCCAGAAGUCCCACUUUGCUGGUUUCUGCAAGAAGCUGUCUGAGGGUGCGGAGGCCGGGGACGCUCUGUGUCAGCACGUGUUCACUCAGGCCGGGAGAGUCCUGGGAAAACAUGUGGAAGCCGUGUUGCCUGCAGCACAAGAGCCUCUGUUGAGGGGAGACCACGGCCUGCCCAUCCUGUGCGUCGGCUCGGUGUGGAAGAGCUGGGAGCUUCUGAAGCCAGGGUUCACAGAGGUCCUCGAUGAACUCGCCUCAUCCGACCACUUCAAGGGCCGUUUCCAUGGAUACAGCCUCCUGAGCCUGCGGCAGUCCUCGGCGCUCGGCGGCGCCAGUCUUGGAGCUCAGAGUUUAGGCGACGCCCUGACCAUGGACUACGCAGCCAAUGCCGACGUUUUCUACCGACACACCUUCAGCAGCAGCCAAUGAGAGAGCAGUGGAGGAUAAUUGACCGUCCUGUUUGUAAUAGUUAGCAUCAUCGCUCAUAAUGCCAGUAAUAAUUACAAUAAUGACUUUUGAACAUGGUGUAUCUCACUGAAAGAU